Molecule: messenger RNA, 1762 nt
Organism: Zingiber officinale
Lineage: Eukaryota; Viridiplantae; Streptophyta; Magnoliopsida; Zingiberales; Zingiberaceae
Product: cytochrome P450 71A1-like
Exons: 2
Coding region: 58-1554 (498 amino acids)
Molecular function (GO): iron ion binding; heme binding; oxidoreductase activity, acting on paired donors, with incorporation or reduction of molecular oxygen
Source: RefSeq, a predicted model, not a curated record
AAACUCUACCCAAAUUUAAAUAUCUAAAGUUGAUUGCUUCUGAAAACAAAGUGACUGAUGGCGUUUGAGAGCGUUUCCCUCUGGUUCGUUCCUCCGCUGCUUCUUCUUCUGCUUCUGCUUCUGCGGGCCCAAAGGAAAUCAAGCUCUUCGCAUGGUGACCUGCCUCUGUCGCCGCCGGGUCUUCCCCUCGUCGGUAACCUUCACCAGGUCGGACCUUUCAUCCACAAAUCUUUUACCUCCCUCUCCCGCCGUUACGGCCCUCUCAUCCUCCUCCGCCUCGGCCGCGUCCCGACGCUCGUCGUCUCUUCCCCCGACGCUGCCCGAGACGUCCUCCGCACCCACGAUCACAUCUGCGCCAGCCGCCCCGCCACAACCGUCACCCGCAUCCUCCUCGAUGGAUCCAGCGACGUGGCCUUCGCCCCCUACGGCUACGAGUGGAGGCAACGCCGCCGGAUCUGCACGCUCCACUUGCUGAGCCCUAAGAUGGUGCAGUCCUACGCUCUGGUGCGCGAGCAGGAGGUGGCCGCCAUGAUCGCCGUCAUCUGCUCCCGGGGAUCGGCGGCGGAGAUCGACUUGUCCGCAGUCCUGUUUGCCUUCUCCAACGACAUCAUGUGUCGGGUCGUCGCGGGGAACAAGUUCGAAGGGAGGAAAGGGUUGUUCUCGGAGCUCAUCUCAGAGAACUCGGUACUGCUGACUAAGAUUUAUCUCGGGGACUACCUCCCGUGGCUCGGUUGGGUGGAUUGGCUGCUCGGGAACGUGGGGAGAGUGAAGAAGAAUCAGAAGCGAUGGGACGAUCUGCUGGAUCAGGUUAUCAAGGAACAUGCAGAGCGAGUGUCGUCGGAUGAUGAGAAAGAUUUCGUGGAUGUUUUGAUCUCCCUUCAGAAGGAUUCCGUGUUGGAAUCCAUCCUCACUCCGGAAGUCAUCAAGGCGCUUCUUCAGGACAUGUUCGCCGCCGGAACAGAGACGUCGUACAUAACUCUGGAAUGGGCCAUGGCGGAGCUGGUUCGCAACCCGAGCAAGAUGCAAAAACUGCAAGACCAAGUGAGAAGCGUAGCCGGCGGCGGAGGCAAAAUGGUGAAAGAGGAAGAGAUUUGCCAGAUGCCCUACUUGAAGGCCGUCAUCAAGGAGACCUUCCGGCUGCAUCCCCCCGUUCCAUUACUUCUACCGCGAGAACUGCUGGAGGAUUGCCCGGUUCAAGGCUACAACAUCCCGAAGAAGACAAGACUGUUUGUGAACGCAUGGGCGAUAGGCAGAGAUCCAAAGUGCUGGGAAGCACCCCUAGAGUUCUGGCCGGAGAGGUUCAUGGACGGCGCAAUUGACUUCACCGGGGUUGACCUCCGGUUCAUUCCGUUUGGAGCGGGCCGAAGGAUUUGCCCUGGAUUGAACUUCGCCGUGGCAUCUCUGGAGCUUGCUCUGGCAAACUUGGUGCAUCGGUUCGAUUGGGAGCUGCCUGCCGGAUUGAGCAGGGAGGAGUUCGGCAUGGAGGAGGUGGCGGGCUUAGUGGUUGGGCGAGAAGGGCGACUUCAUGUCGUUGCCAAACCGUGGAAUGGAUAAACUUAACUCUGCGUAUGCUACGUUAACAAUAAACUGCUGAAGCCUGAUGGUUUGAUUCACUUCAGCUUAAUAAUAAUAUGUGAAUCUCAAAUAUGAGUGUUACCUUAAAAUUUGGAUGCUCAUUACUCAGUGCUCCUUGCUUCUCCGUGUCCAAUGAAUAAGUUCCUGCCUGAUCUGUUUGAGAUCAGGGGAUUGGAUGACUUCUCGA